Molecule: messenger RNA, 2089 nt
Organism: Ipomoea nil (Japanese morning glory)
Lineage: Eukaryota; Viridiplantae; Streptophyta; Magnoliopsida; Solanales; Convolvulaceae
Product: probable LRR receptor-like serine/threonine-protein kinase At3g47570
Exons: 5
Coding region: 1-1860 (619 amino acids)
Biological process (GO): protein phosphorylation
Molecular function (GO): protein kinase activity; protein binding; ATP binding
Source: RefSeq, a predicted model, not a curated record
AUGGUCUCCGCAGUACUUAUUGUUUUGAUUUUCUCCACUUUCCUACCUUCCUGCACCUCCUUCCCCAAACCUGGAAAUUAUACAGACCAUCAAGCUUUGCUUUCACUGAAGGCAAGCAUAGUAACAGAUCCUCUUCGGUUUACUACCUCCUGGAAUGAGUCCACUCAUUUCUGUGAAUGGUAUGGAGUCACUUGUGGUCGCAAGCACCAGAGAGUCACCAAACUUGAUUUGCAAUCAAGCAAUCUUGGAGGCUCUUUGUCACCCUCCAUUGGUAACUUGAGUUUUCUCAGGGAAUUAAUGCUCUACAACAAUAGCUUUCAAGGCAUAAUUCCGGAGGAGAUUGGUCGCCUGUCAAGAUUACAAGUGCUUAAUCUUAGGGGUGAACUUCCCAGUACCCUUGCUACAUUGAGUGGCUUGUUUGAUCUCAACAUCAGGAACAAUUUUUUCCAUGGAGUUAUCCCCCCUUCUUUUAGCUCUUUAAAAAGCCUUCAAACUUUAGAUCUGUCUUGUAAUAACCUCACGGGUGAAAUCCCGAAAUUCCUUGGUAAACUUCAAUUCUUAAACCACCUAAAUUUAUCUUCCAAUGAUUUUUACGGUGAGAUACCGAUUGAAGGAAUCUUCAAAAACCAGAGUGGUGUUGAGCUUAGUGCUAACAAGCAGCUCUGUGGAGGCAUUCCUCAGUUUGGAUUGCCAAAGUGCAUCAGAGAAGGGGAAAGACAAGAUCGUCUAUCACGCAACAAAAAAUUGGCAAUAUUCAUUUCGAGUGGGACUCUGAUUUUGAUAUUGGUGGCUCUCUUUGUGUUUGUUUACAAGUGGAAGAAGAAGCAGUCUUCAUUGUUGGAAUCAACAAUAGAAAUCUCCCCUAGGAUGUCUUACUGGACUCUCCAAAAGGCAACUAAUGGAUUCUCUGAAUCCAAUAUAAUUGGUUCAGGAAACUUCAGCACAGUUUACAAAGGCAUUCUUGAGGAUGGUUUAACAUUUAUUGCAAUUAAGGUGAUCAAAGUUCAUGUAAGAGGAGCAUCCAAGAGCUUUCUUACUGAAUGUGAAGCAUUGAGACGAAUUAGACAUCGAAACUUGGUAAGAGUUUUGACAUCUUGUUGUAGCAUCGACCAUGAAGGGAAUGACUUCAAGGCCAUAGUCUACGACUACAUGAGCAAUGGUAGUCUCGACAAUUGGUUGCACGAUUCCGAGAAUUUGAACUUGUUACAAAGGGUGAAUAUCGCAAUUGAUGUAGCAAUGGCACUUGAUUACCUUCAUAAUCAUUUGGAGAAUCUUUUAGUACAUUGUGAUUUGAAGCCAAGCAAUAUCUUGUUGGAUGAGGACUUGGUUGCUCAUGUUGGUGAUUUUGGACUAGCAAAAUUUCUUCCCAUAAAAGAUACACCUGCAUCUUCAUCUAUCGGAAUUAAAGGGACGGUUGGAUAUGCAGCUCCAGAGUAUGGGAUGGGAAGUGAUCUGUCAACAUGUGGCGAUAUGUAUAGUUAUGGAAUCCUUUUGUUAGAAAUAUUCACCGGUAAAAGUCCUACUAGUGAUAUCUUCAAUAAUGGGUUAACUCUUCAUAACUAUAUUAAAAUGGCCAUACCUGAGCAAGUCAUUGAGAUUGUGGAUCCAAAGCUAUUCCACGAAGAAGCUAAUGCAACACCUAAAACUUUUGUACUUGGGGACCGGAUAUUAGAAUGUCUUGUGUCAAUUUUUAAGAUUGGAAUUGCUUGUUCUAUGGAGUUACCCAGGGACAGAAUGAACAUUGGCAAUGCCAUCAAGGAGUUGCAGUCAAUCAAAGACACCCUUGUGCAACUUGGGGACAUUAGUACCAUUCCUCGCAGAGUGUGCAAGGUUAACAAUCCUGAGAAAGUAGUACCAUAAGCGUAUAAUUCAGAGAUUGAGAUCACACAAGGCAGCAAAUUCUGGAGAUUAUUGAUUCAUUUCAAUUAGUCUUGAUCAAGAAUUUUAUUUUAUUUUAUUUCCUUUAUGAUGUUUGGUUAAUUUUGGAGCUUUUGCAGUUAAUUACUUUACUUUAAACACUGCUUCUCUUUUGCACUCUCUGGAGUCUGGAGUUUACUGAUUUUUCAAUGAUAUUCAUUUUCCAGUUAAA